AAACAAAGUAGCAGUUUGUAGCAAUUGUUUGCCUCCAAAGGAGGAGUCUUCUUUCCCUCUUUUCCUGACUCCAUGGGUAUUGGGUUAAAUUGCUAAGGUGGGAAAUCCUAGGGCUCUGCAUGCUGUUUGGACCCCUGCGAGGCCUCCACUCCCAAGCCAAGUUCACUUGUUUAUAAGACUGACAGAAAGGACCUUAUUAUGUACAGCGUCUCCCAAAGGACACAUACCAUUGGUGGUAUUGCUGUUGAUAGUUGACAGGGUAGUAACAGGCUAACCCUGCGUAUUUGCUGUCAACACUGCCUUAGCACUUGCUGAUCUCCCCUUUUGAAAUAAGAGAACGAACUUUAGGCUCAGCUUUACCAGAAAACAAGACCAAACCCGAUACACGACAUAGGUUACGGAAAGAACCUGGUUUUGGCCAUUGAUCACAGGCUUUCAGUUCCUACAAGGCUAUACAAUUUCCCUUUUUAAAAAUGUACAUUUAAGGUUUUUUAAAAAAGCAAAAACUUAAGUGAAUAAUAAUGUUGGUAAAGCAAAAAGGUUAAGAUGGUAUAUGACACAACAAUGGCAUAAUGAAGGUUGCAAACCAUUGCUUUCAGCUAUUACUGACUUCCCUUUUGAAAUCUGAGUGUGCCUUAAUGGAAAAAUAAGUCCCAAAUAAUCACAGAAAAUUAAUCACAGUUAAAACUGGAGAAUGCUUUUAAGAGGUGAACCCUGGUGCCAUUUAAAAAAAAAAAAGGUACCCGGCUGGAAGUAAGGAAGCAUGAGUUUCAGCCCCAAUUCAAAUUUCCCAGGUAACCUUUGGAAAAUCCCUUUCUCUGAGUCUUAGUUUGUUCUUCCUUGAGACGGUUGUACCAGAUCAUCACCAAGGUCCCUUUCCCAGGAUUCUGUGAUUCUGAAUCCUUAAAGGAAGUCAUAUUUUUUCCACAAAGUACUCAUGCAGAACUGAAAUAUAAACUGUUGAACUAGAACGUGUGUUUCUUUAGAGCCACUACUACCAAAGACCAACACGUAUUAGUGGGGAGUAACAACUAGUCUGUCCUGUGGACGGGUGACCAGAAAUCAGAACAGAUGCUGACGGCCCUUUGUUGGCUAGCCGUGGAUGAAUGAGGAGUCAGCGCUGACAGCAGUGUUGAGCCAAAAAGAAGAGCAGAGCAAUUUCUGAACUUCAUUGCCAUCUCUCUGAAACUGGAGUGGGAAGGGCCAAAGCCCUUGGCAGCUUUAAGACAAGAUGAGGACCGUGCUCAUGGUUGCAGAAAAGCCAUCCUUGGCCCAGUCUAUUGCUAAAAUCCUCUCUCGAGGAAACAUGUCCUCACGCAAAGGGCUGAACGGAACAUGCUCAGUGCACGAGUACACAGGGACUUUCGCUGGCCAGCCCGUCCGCUUCAAGAUGACAUCUGUCUGUGGUCAUGUGAUGACCUUGGAUUUCCUGGGAAAGUACAACAAGUGGGACAAGGUGGACCCUGCAGAGCUGUUCAGCCAAGCCCCAACAGAGAAGAAGGAAGCUAACCCCAAGCUGAACAUGGUGAAGUUCCUGCAGGUGGAAGGCAAAGGCUGCGACUACAUCGUGCUGUGGCUGGACUGUGACAAGGAAGGGGAGAACAUCUGCUUUGAGGUACUGGAUGCCGUGCUGCCCAUCAUGAAUCCAACCCACGGUGGUGAAAAGACGGUGUUCCGGGCCAGAUUCAGCUCCAUCACGGACACGGACAUCUGCGCCGCCAUGGCCCGCCUGGGCGAGCCCGACCAUAACGAGGCGCUGUCAGUGGAUGCCCGGCAGGAGCUGGACCUGCGCAUCGGCUGCGCGUUCACCAGGUUUCAGACUAAAUACUUCCAGGGAAAAUAUGGCAAUCUAGACAGCUCCCUUAUCUCCUUUGGACCAUGUCAAACCCCUACCCUGGGCUUCUGUGUGGAGAGACACGAUAAAAUCCAGUCCUUCAAACCAGAGACCUACUGGGUGCUACAGGCCAAGGUUAAUGCCGAUAAAGACAGAUCUCUUCUUUUGGACUGGGACCGAGUGCGAGUGUUUGACCGGGAAAUCGCACAGAUGUUUUUAAACAUGACAAAGCUGGAGAAGGAAGCCCAGGUGGAAGCCACAAGCCGGAAAGAGAAGGCCAAGCAGAGGCCCCUUGCCCUGAACACUGUGGAGAUGCUGCGAGUAGCUAGCUCUUCUCUGGGCAUGGGGCCACAACAUGCCAUGCAGACUGCCGAGCGGCUCUACACGCAAGGCUACAUCAGCUACCCGCGGACUGAGACCACCCACUACCCUGAGAACUUUGACCUGAAGGGCCCUCUGCGGCAGCAGGCCAACCACCCCUACUGGGCCGACACGGUAAAGCGGUUGUUAACAGAAGGUAUCAACCGCCCACGGAAAGGCCAUGAUGCUGGUGACCAUCCCCCCAUUACCCCCAUGAGGUCUGCCACAGAGGCUGAAUUAGGCAGUGAGGCGUGGCGGCUCUAUGAGUACAUCACCAGACAUUUCAUUGCCACAGUUAGCUACGACUGCAAGUACCUCCAGAGCACCAUUUCCUUCCGUAUUGGUCCUGAGCACUUCACCUGCACAGGGAAGACCGUCAUCUCUCCAGGCUUCACGGAGAUCAUGCCCUGGCAGAGUGUGCCUCUGGAGGAGAGCCUGCCCACCUGCCAGAGGGGCGACACUUUUGCUGUGAGUGAAAUAAAGAUGCUGGAGAAGCAGACGAACCCACCCGACUACCUGACAGAGGCCGAGCUCAUCACACUCAUGGAGAAGCACGGCAUUGGGACAGACGCCAGCAUCCCCGUGCACAUCAACAACAUCUGCCAGCGCAACUACGUCACUGUGGAGAGCGGGCGCCGACUCAAACCCACCAACCUUGGCAUCGUCCUGGUGCAUGGCUACUACAAGAUUGAUGCAGAGCUGGUGCUCCCCACCAUCCGCAGUGCAGUCGAGAAGCAGCUGAACCUGAUCGCCCAGGGCAAAGCUGACUACCGCCAAGUCCUGGGCCACACCCUGGAUGUCUUCAAGAGGAAGUUCCACUACUUCGUGGACUCCAUCGCUGGCAUGGACGAACUGAUGGAGGUGUCUUUUUCACCCCUGGCAGCCACGGGCAAGCCCCUCUCCCGCUGUGGGAAGUGCCACCGGUUCAUGAAGUACAUUCAGGCCAAGCCCAGCCGCCUGCACUGCUCCCACUGUGACGAGACCUACACCCUCCCCCAGAAUGGCACCAUCAAGCUCUACAAGGAGCUCCGGUGCCCACUGGAUGACUUCGAGCUGGUCCUGUGGUCCUCAGGCUCUAGGGGCAAGAGCUACCCACUGUGCCCCUAUUGCGCCAAUCACCCGCCCUUCCGAGACAUGAAGAAAGGCAUGGGCUGCAACGAGUGCACACACCCCACCUGCCAGCACUCGCUUAGCAUGCUGGGCAUCGGCCAAUGCGUGGAAUGCGAGAGCGGCGUGCUGGUGCUGGACCCCACCUCAGGCCCCAAGUGGAAGGUGGCCUGCAACAAGUGCAAUGUGGUGGCGCACUGCUUCGAGAACGCCUACCGCGUGCGGGUGUCCGCCGACACCUGCAGCACCUGUGAGGCUGCCCUGCUGGCUGUGGACUUCAACAAGGCCAAGUCCCCGCUCCCAGGCGACGAGACACAGCACACGGGCUGCGUCUUCUGCGACCCCAUCUUCCAAGAGCUAGUGGAGCUGAAGCACGCAGCCUCCUGCCACCCCAUGCACCGUGGCGGGCCAGGAAGGAGGCAGGGCCGGGGGCGGGCCCGGGGCCGUCGGCCCACAGUGAAGCCCAGUGCCAGGCGGCCAAAGGACAAGAUGUCAGCCCUGGCUGCCUACUUUGUAUGACAGCCCCGCCAUCCCUUGCCAGGCUCACACAGUUGCCCUUGGGGCCACAGAAAUCAUUAAAACGUAUUUUGCCUUC
This is a messenger RNA of Lynx canadensis (Canada lynx), 3896 nucleotides long. RefSeq names its product DNA topoisomerase III beta (gene TOP3B). Gene Ontology annotation, molecular function: DNA topoisomerase type I (single strand cut, ATP-independent) activity; DNA binding. The record is from RefSeq and is a predicted model, not a curated record. Gene Ontology annotation, biological process: DNA topological change. Bases 1232 to 3820 code for a protein of 862 amino acids. Gene Ontology annotation, cellular component: nucleus. Lineage: Eukaryota; Metazoa; Chordata; Mammalia; Carnivora; Felidae. The transcript has 18 exons.